Molecule: messenger RNA, 2571 nt
Organism: Canis lupus familiaris (dog)
Lineage: Eukaryota; Metazoa; Chordata; Mammalia; Carnivora; Canidae
Product: zinc finger protein 154-like
Exons: 3
Coding region: 243-1790 (515 amino acids)
Biological process (GO): regulation of transcription by RNA polymerase II
Molecular function (GO): DNA-binding transcription factor activity, RNA polymerase II-specific; RNA polymerase II cis-regulatory region sequence-specific DNA binding
Source: RefSeq, a predicted model, not a curated record
GCGGGACUUCCUGCUGUCUCCUCAGGGCGGCCAUGACAGCUGCUCUUGUUGAGGGCUCACCUGGUGAGAGUCUCUGGCGUUCUGCGUUCAGAUUGAUCUGACGCAACAGAAGGGGCCCGAGGAGCCGCUGACCCUGCUGCACGGUUGCGAGUCCGCGGCUCGGAAACGCCGCCCGGGCUGCCCCGCGCCGGGGACAGAACAGGGACCCCCGGGCCGGCUGUCCGCUCCCCACCCCGAGUCCGAUGACGGCGGCGGCGUCCAGGGCCCCGACGCAGGGCAGGGUGACCUUUGAAGACGUGGCCGUGUACUUCUCCUGGGAGGAAUGGGGUCUCCUUGAUGAGGCUCAGAGAUGUCUGUACCAGGAUGUGAUGCUGGAGAACUUGGCACUUAUAACCUCCUUGGGUUGUAGGCUUGGAGCAGAAGAUGAGGAGGUCCCUGAGCAGAGAGUGUCUGUGCAAGGAGUGUCACAGGUCAGGAUUUUGAAGGCAGUUGUGUCUCCCCAAGAGGCCCAUCCUCGUGAGGUGUGUGGCCAGGACCUGAGAGACAUUUUGCUCUCCACUGAGCACCAGGCAACACUUUGUGGACAGAAUCACUACCAGAUUGGGGCCUGUGAGAAACAGUGGUAUUUUGGUGCAAACCUUCAGCACCAGAAGCAGCACACUGGAGAGAAAUGCUUCAGAAGCAGCAUGGGCAGAGCCUCUUUUGUGAAGGACAAUGAAUUCUGUGUAUCAGGGAAACCUUUUUCCUGUGGGGAGGUUGUGAGGGACAGCUUGGCCACCUCAAGACUGCUCCAGCAUCAGGCCACACACGCCAGGGAGAAGUCAUGCAGGAGAACCGAGUACGGGGCAUCCUCUCGUGGAAGGAAAGCACAACACAACUGGGGAAAAGGCACGCAGGACUUCACUUGCACACAUGCACUUGUUCAUCCCCAGAGAGACCUCUCUAGAGAAAGAUGCUUUAUGUGCAGUGAAUGUGGUAAAUCUUUUAGCAAAAGCUACAGCCUCAGUGACCACUGGAGAGUGCACACUGGGGAAAAGCCUUACGAGUGUGGGGAAUGUGGGAAGUCCUUCAGGCAGAGCUCUAGCCUCAUUCAACACCGGAGAGUUCACACUGGAGCAAGGCCUCACGAGUGUGCUGAAUGUGGGAAAUUAUUUAGCAACAAGUCCAACCUCAUUAAACAUCGGAGAAUUCACACUGGGGAACGGCCCUAUGAGUGUAGUGAAUGUGGGAAAUCCUUCAGUGAAAGCUCUGCACUCCUUCAACACCGCAGUGUUCACACUGGAGAAAGGCCUUAUGAGUGCAGUGAAUGUGGGAAAUUCUUUACCUACCACUCCAGUCUCAUUAAACACCAGAGGGUUCACUCGGGAUCAAGGCCCUAUGAGUGCAGCGAAUGUGGAAAAUCCUUCACUCAAAACUCCAGCCUCAUUGAACACCGUAGAGUUCACAGUGGAGAAAGGCCUUAUAAGUGCAGCGAAUGUGAGAAAUCUUUUAGCCAAAGCUCUGCGCUGCUUCAACAUCGGAGAGUUCACACGGGAGAAAGGCCUUAUGAGUGCAGCGAGUGUGGGAAAUUCUUUACUUACAGUUCCAGUCUUCUCAAACACCAGAGAGUACACACUGGAUCGAGACCUUAUGAGUGCAGUGAAUGUGGAAAAUCCUUCACUCAAAACUCCAGCCUCAUUAAACACAGGAGAAUUCACACUGGAGAAAGACCUUACAGGUGCCACGAAUGUGGCAAAUCCUUUAGCCAUAGUUCCAGCCUCAUUAAGCACGGAAAAGUGCACACUGGAUAAAGGCUUUAGGAGUACAGUGACUUUGGGAAACGUUUGACGUGUCUUCCAUUUCAGUGACCAUUCAAAUUUUCACAUUGAAAAAGGCUUUGUGAGUAUUUGAACGUAGGCUAAUAUUUACCUAGAAGUCCAAGCUCUUACAACACCACGUUAUCUCCUUAAAUGAAAGCCUGUGAAUGUGGUGGCAAUUGUGGGAAGUGGCCAACCAGAGGCUAGCCUCAUUGCACUCCAGAGAACUCGUGGUAGUGAAAGGCCUUCUGAAUGCAGUGACUCUGGGAGAGCCUUCACCCGAAGGACUCACCUCAGAGGAUAUCACAAAUUGCAGAUGGGAGAACUACCUUAAAUGUGCAGGUAUUUAUAAGUGGAAUGUAACAACACUGGAAGAGAUCCCUUGUGAGGGUGCCAUUUGCCUGUGUUGAAGCUCACGCAUUCAAACAUCUGUAUAAAUCCCAGGUGUGCGGCAGCUGCAUCGUACUUUUCCAACCUGCCCAGGGCCAUCCCCCAGUGUCAGGGCAAUUGCUGGAUGACUAAUGAGUUGCCUGAGCGCUGACUCCUUUCCUAUUUUUCCUCCCUGAAGAGAAGGCAUGGAUCUCACCCAGUUUUGUCCUAGAGGAUUACUGGUGAUUUGAAAAGGUGGACUACAUUAUUCGGGGACAUUGUGGUCCUUGUGAAACUCUAUGAUGAUGCAAUCCCCCAGUCUCCAAGUCACCAACCCAGGAACAGUCUGCCUCCCAUCGCUCGUGCUCUGUGACAGUAAAGAUCGUAUUGUUUAAGCCACCAUUAA